Messenger RNA from Marasmius oreades (fairy-ring Marasmius), 918 nucleotides. RefSeq lists its product as uncharacterized. Lineage: Eukaryota; Fungi; Basidiomycota; Agaricomycetes; Agaricales; Marasmiaceae. The record is from RefSeq and is a predicted model, not a curated record. The transcript has 7 exons. The coding region runs from base 1 to 918 and encodes 305 amino acids.
AUGCAAUAUCUUUCCAUCAUCACUGCUUUAUUGCCUUUCCUGCUCUUCGCAGUUCAAGCUGAAGAUGGAUGCGACCCCGGCUGGCGCGCCGUAGAAGAUCCUGCUGGUUCCGGUAACUUCGUUUGCGAGAUGGACGUCAUUCAAUGCCUCGGAGGCCCUGACAGAGGCUAUGUGAACGCCGAAACAAAUGCCCACCAUUGUUGCGGGCCAACUCAAGAGUUGGUCAUCUAUAACCAGCAGAGUCGUGUCGGCGUGUGCUGUGGUGUUGACCAGAACUACGCGGGAAUCGCUCCCAACGGGAAGUGCUGUCCUAAAGGCCAAGUCUUGGCCACCGACGGCACGUGCACCAACCCUACCAACGGCAACUGCCCGUCUUGCCCGAAUCAACCAGUUGGUGUUUGCCGGCUUCAACGCGCCUGUGGAGAUGCUACGACGACAAACGGAUUGAAAUACGGAAGCUGCUACCAGAUGACUUUCCCCAACUCCGACGGGAACCAACUGGGUAGGGAACCCGGCGGUGCAUAUAUCUCGGAGGGACAUAUCCAAAACGUAAUUUACAAGAUCUGCCAGACUGCAGCUGCCUGUGGUACCGGUCCUGUCAAGCCUACCGAUGCUUUCGUCAUCCAAGAUACAGUUGGCCCUGAACAAGACCCGAACGGCGCAACGAGCUGGAUUGGUAACGCAGCCAAUGGUGCAGCAAUAUCAAUGGUUACCGCUGCCGCCAACGCUGCUCAAUUCCACGGAACCACCUCCUGCUCUAAAUGCACGUGUGUCGUCUCGCUCACUGGUGUCGGCAAGGGAUUAGGCUACAUCGGAGCCGAUACGCAACCCCAGAUCGCCUUCUUCGCCAACCCAAGGGUUGCGUUGGAUAUGGAAUUCGCCGAAAUGCCUUGCGAUGGAGUCUUCAAUUUUCCUUAG